AGGACCCUCGGGCUGCGCAUCUCGCGGCUACCGCUGCGGCUGCUUCGCCGCGGCCGCCUCCUGGCUCCACCACUGCCUGGAAGGGCAGGGCUACUCUGAGGCUUGGCGGGAAAAAGAACAGAGGGGAGGGGCCGUACCUUCUCGGUAUAAAAGCCAGUUUUCUGGGCUUUAUCUGACUCGCUGUAGUAAUUCCAGCGAGAGGCAGAGGGAGCGUGCGGGCGGGCCCUCCAGGGUGGAAGAGCCGAGCCAGCCUAGCGAGCGGAGUCGCGCUCCGGGCGCCCGGGGAAGGGAGAUCCGGAGUCAAAGGGGGGCUUCUGCGCCUUCAGCCCGGCCGGACCCCACCUCACCCACCCUGCUAGCGGUCCGCCACCCGCGCCGCAUCCGCGAAACUUUGCCCACUGGAACUUACAACACCCGAGCGACACCAAGACUCCCCGGACGCAGAGAAGCUCUUCUGCCUUUUUGGGGAGACACUUUCCCCCGCCGCUGCCCACGACCCGCGCCUCUGAAAGGCGCUUCUCGCCGUUUUUUGGACGCUAGAUUUCCUUCGGAUAGUGGAAAUACGGGCUGCAGCGAUGCCCCUCAACGUCAGCUUCGCCAACAAGAACUAUGACCUCGACUACGAUUCAGUGCAGCCUUAUUUCUACUGCGACGAGGAGGAGAACUUCUACCACCAGCAGCAGCAGAGCGAACUGCAGCCGCCGGCGCCCAGCGAGGAUAUCUGGAAGAAAUUCGAGCUGCUGCCCACCCCGCCCCUGUCCCCUAGCCGCCGCUCCGGGCUCUGCUCGCCGUCGUACGUCGCGGUCGCCUCCUUCUCGCCCAGGGGAGACGACGACGGCGGCGGCGGCAGCUUCUCCUCCGCGGACCAGUUGGAGAUGGUGACCGAGCUGCUGGGAGGCGACAUGGUGAACCAGAGCUUCAUUUGCGACCCCGACGAUGAGACCCUCAUCAAAAACAUCAUCAUCCAGGACUGUAUGUGGAGCGGCUUCUCGGCCGCCGCCAAGCUAGUCUCGGAGAAGCUGGCCUCUUACCAGGCUGCGCGCAAAGACGGCGGCAGCCCGAGCCCCGCCCGCGGGCACGGCGGCUGCUCCACCUCCAGCUUGUACCUGCAGGACCUGAGCGCCGCCGCCUCCGAAUGCAUCGACCCCUCGGUGGUCUUCCCCUACCCGCUCCACGACAGCAGCUCGCCCAAGCCCUGCGCCUCCCCGGACUCCACCGCCUUUUCUCCGUCCUCUGACUCUCUGCUCUCCUCUGCUGAGUCCUCCCCGCGGGCCAGUCCCGAGCCCCUGGCGCUCCAUGAGGAGACCCCACCCACGACCAGUAGCGACUCUGAGGAAGAACAAGAGGAUGAGGAAGAAAUUGAUGUUGUUUCUGUGGAAAAGAGGCAGCCCCCUGCCAAAAGGUCAGAAUCGGGGUCACCCUCUGCAGGCAGCCACAGCAAACCUCCUCACAGCCCGUUAGUCCUAAAGAGAUGCCACGUGUCUACCCAUCAGCACAAUUACGCAGCGCCCCCCUCCACUAGGAAGGACUAUCCCGCCGCCAAGAGGGCUAAGUUGGACAGUGGCAGGGUCCUGAAACAGAUAAGCAACAACCGCAAAUGUGCCAGCCCGAGGUCUUCGGACACGGAGGAGAAUGACAAGAGGCGGACACACAACGUUUUGGAGCGCCAGAGGAGAAACGAGCUGAAACGCAGCUUUUUUGCUCUUCGUGACCAGAUCCCAGAGUUGGAGAACAAUGAAAAAGCCCCCAAGGUAGUUAUCCUUAAAAAAGCCACAGCGUACAUCCUGUCGGUCCAAGCAGAGGAGCACAAGCUCCUGUCAGAAAAAGACGUGUUGCGGAAGAGGCGAGAACAGUUGAAACUCAAACUUGAACAGAUACGGAACUCUUGCGCCUAAAUUGACCUAUUGGAGGGAGGAACUGGACUCCCUAAGGAAAUUCUCAUUUGUUACUAAGGGAAAGUGAGGGAAAAGGUUCCUCUGUCAACUCCUUACAUAGGAACAUCUUUCAUAUGCAUGAACAACCUCACAACCUUGGCUGGAUCUUUAAGACUGAAAGAUUUAGCCAUACUAUAAACUGCCUCAAAUAGAACUUUGGGCAUAAAAGAACUUUUUUUUUAUGCUUACGAUUUUUUUUUUUUCCUUUAACAGAUUUGUAUUUAAGAAUUGUUUUAAAAAACUCCUGAAUUUCACCCAAUUUUCCUUUGUAAAUAUAGCCAUUAAAUGUAAAUAACUUUAAUAAAAUUUAUAGUAGGUAUUCCUACUAUAAUAUAGGUAUAAUUUUUUUAUUUAAGUACAUUUUCCUUUUUAAAGUUGAUUUUUUUCUAUUGUUUUUAGAAAAAAUAAAAUACCAUCAAAUAUAUAAUUGAGCCAAA
Bubalus bubalis (water buffalo) is the source of this 2371-nucleotide messenger RNA. It is a transcript of the gene MYC, whose product is annotated as MYC proto-oncogene, bHLH transcription factor. The transcript is spliced from 3 exons. The record is from RefSeq and is a predicted model, not a curated record. Gene Ontology annotation, molecular function: RNA polymerase II cis-regulatory region sequence-specific DNA binding; DNA-binding transcription factor activity, RNA polymerase II-specific; protein dimerization activity. Lineage: Eukaryota; Metazoa; Chordata; Mammalia; Artiodactyla; Bovidae. The coding region runs from base 576 to 1895 and encodes 439 amino acids. Gene Ontology annotation, biological process: regulation of transcription by RNA polymerase II; positive regulation of cell population proliferation.